CGCAACUUCCAAACGACCCCGUAGUUAAAAACGUGCUUUAAAACUAAAAAAAUUACGAUUUUAUACUUCUUUCUACUUAGAAACACGCUUUUUGACUACAUUGAUCUAAACAACAAAUUACUCACCUACAUCGCCAUUGUCGAAAAUAAUUGGGUUCUCUAGUCACAAGUAUUUUCCCCCGUUUGUUGUUUAGGCAGAAAAGCAAUCGAGGGGUAGGCAGCAGUACAAGUAAAUUACCAAGGCAUUAGAUUUUGACGGCAGUGUUGUGUUGAGAGAUAUGUCGGCCAACUGACGCGAAAAGAAGAACGUGCGGAAGUGAAACGAGAGUAUAUAUAUAUAGCUGUAAACUUGGAAUCAAAAUUGUUGCUUUCCCCGACCCAGCCUACCUAUAUAGCUGUGAAAUCCGCCGCUCUCGCUUCGCUUGUUAUUAAUGCCGACACAUGAUCUCAUCACAUGAGCUGGUAGUAAGUAUUAUGCAAUUGGAGCUAAUUGAUUUGAGACCUCAACCUCAACUUAUUUUGCGUAUAAACUUCACACCUUUGGAAAUUUUCCAUCUUUUUCUGAUGAAUGUAUGCGACCUCUUUACUGUCAAAAAAAGUAUGCGAACUCUUGGUUCACAGACAUCUUGAAGCGAGUUGCCAGGAACCAUUCACAUCCUCAUUUUUCAAAAUCGCAAAGUCCAUAUCCCGAUUUAUAUUGUGCGGAGUUUUGCAGUUCUAUCUCGAUCUUCGCGAUUUAUGGAUCUCGUAUAUCUAAUCGGAUUCUGCAUGGAAUUAAUUUAAAAAUAAAAUUAAUUAUUGAGUUAAACAUCAAAUGUAUCUAAUAAACUAUUAAGUCAAUAAAUAUAAACCACUCCACAAUAUGAAUUCAAGUUAAUCAUUACUACAACAUCCAUUAAUUCAUAUUGCUUCGUGAUUGAAACAUAGAUAAUCAUAGAUAAUCUUACACACUAAAAAAAAAAAAAAAAUUCAACCCGCCUUUUUCACCCCCCCCCCCCCCCCCAAAAAAAAUUGCGGAAGAUAAUAAGAAGCGGGCCGUGAUUCGUUGAACUAUGAUGCAAAGCGGGCCGUUUCGAUGAAUGAGUUUCUGCUUCCAAUUUGGGCCCAAUUUAAAACUUUGUUCUUGAUUAAAAAUAAAAUAUUUCUGGAAAAAUAAGGAGGACUAAAGACAGAGAGAAUCGAGGGGGAGAAGGAAUCGAUCGAGAUCACAGAAGGAAAAACGAUAAGCGUCCCAGUCACCGCCGCAGUUAAUUCCGUCAGCCGUCGGAGCUCGUUGUAUCUGAAGAGAGAGAGAGAUAGAUAUAUCGUUGGAUAGCGAACCAGGUGGAGAAAUAGGGCUGACUCGGUAGACCGGAGCCGCAUCGCGUGGGAGACUGGGAGGAGAGAGCGGGUCGGCGAAACAGAACAGGAUUCCUUUCGUUCCCCGGGGAAUCGAAGCUCUCUCUCUGCGCAACUUCGACGACUUCCCGGUAACGAGCUGAGCUAAAUCUAAGGUAUUUCGCCUCGAGGUCAGAUUAGCUACAUUGCGAAAUGUUUCGACGAUGAGGUCUGAGGCUUUCGUUAUCCGUCUCAGUAUGUGGCCUGGAUCGGGGUUUUGUUGUACUUGGACAUUGUCUUGUGCUUGCAUUGUUGUACAAUUUUCGCCUGCAUAAGUUAAAUGCCUUUCUUGAUUCCUUGUAUAUAUACCUAUAUGCUCUCGUUCUGCAAUAGCUUUGAAUAGUCCUUGCUAUUGCCGCACUUGAUAAUCUUGAGAAUUUGCUGUAUUUAAGUGUGGGUUUUAGCUUGUUUUGUUCAAGGGAUUCCUCUGUCAAUGGUGGCUUUGUAGCAAGGUGUCUAUUUUGCUUUAUGUUCUUCCAUUCCGAUUCAGCAAUGUGUAUAUGUGUUGGAAUCACUGUGUUCGGCACAGCCGGACUCGUUUCUAUUUAAAGCAUGUUUUAUUUUCUUGAUAGAUGCUUUUGCCGCUCAUUUAUACAUGUGAGCAAAGUUUGGGAGGCUGUGUGCAUGAGAUCGGGUUUUUCGUCAAGGAUUUUAGAGGUUGUUUGAGUGGAAAAGGUGAAGUAGGUGCCUGUCAUGGUUUGCUUGUGGUUUGAUGGCUCAUUCUUGGUGACGAUGAAGACACAUCUUGUUUUGUGUUGUACAUGAGAAUCUAGGAUCUGUGCUGCUGUGAAUUGUUGGUUUUCCAUGAGUCAAAUUAUGUAAUUUUCCCAUUCCGGAACUUGUCUUCUUUACCCCUCUAUUGCUGACAAUAGAAGGAUUUAGCAAUGCAUGUCAGUGUUCGUACUUUUAUGGCUUUUGUUUUCUUUUUGCUCGUUACUGCUCAGUAUUUGUGUAAAUCCUCCAAUGGAUGACCCUCACUCAUCAUCCUCCAAUGUUCGUUCUUGUCUUGGUAUUUUUAAUCUUGAAAUAAAUGGUGUUUUAUCUGCUUAUAGGUUAGUUACUAUGUCAUCAAGUGAAAGAUAAUCAGUUAGUCUGCUAAAUUCCUUGUUGCCAGAAAGACUAUUGAUGGUUCCAUGUGCUUCCAUUUUUGUUUUGUAUUCCUAUUUUGGGUAUCUUCAUAGUUUCCCGAAAGAGGUUAUCCUGCUCUGGUGUCGAUCAGAAUUCUGUUUUUUUCUUCUUCUUCUCAUAUGGGCUUUUGCUUUGCUUGGUUCUGUAGAUUGCUGCUGCUAAUGAAAGUAUUGGGUGGGAAGAAGUAUACAAAUGCUCAUAUUUUGCUUAGACAAUAUCUAUUCUUUCCUGACUCUUUGUGUCCUCCUUUGACAUAGGAAUAUUUGGUAGCAUAGGGCCAACAUGGGUGAAUGCAAUUUGGCCUUCAUUUGCCUUUUCUCUUGCCAGUGGCCAAGUUUAUUAUGUGGUGUUUAACUACUACUUAAAAAAAAUGGUUCAUGCGAUUUAGGGUUGGAUGCAAGAAUCUUGGUUAGUUAAUUCUCUAUCCAUUUUUUUUUUGUUCUUGGUAGGUAAUCUAUUUCAACAAGCACCAUGGAAGCUGACUCGCUGGAUUUGCAACCUGAACCCUUACCAUCAUCUAGUGAUCCACUAUCCAACAAGUUUGCCUACCUCAAUGACCUGGCUUAUGAGCUGGCAUCGCUCCAAGACCUUUCCAACCGCGGUUCUUGGCGGUCAAUUCUCGAUAAGGUUGCUCGAGCACGGUCUCUCUCCCUUCUCAUAACGCCUCACGACCACCUCACGUAUUUGGCUUAUAACGUCCUUGCUUUCACUAAGCUUCGACGUUUCAAGGAAGCUCUGACAGAACUUGAAACGGUUGAUGAUUUCGAUAGUCACCACUACCAGUAUGAAACUUACCCCAAAAUCUACCCGGACCGGUCAGGUUCCAUGGUUCCUUUCUCCCUCAGGUGGCUUUACGCAUUGGUUCCUAUAAAAUUGGGUGACAGACAAGAGGGAUUGGACCGGCUGUACCUUCUGCUCGACUUUGUUCGAGUUAAGAUGAAGGAAAAGGAGGAGGCAGCCGCUUCACUCGAGGUCUGGAGCAAGAGAGAGGUCUUUGUUGUGAACAACAUUGUUACAGAGCACUUGAAAGGUAAAGAGCAUGGGGUGUGUUUGGAUUUGAUAAAGUGUCUGCUUGCUCGGGGGAACUCGGACCCGCAUUUGUUGUCGAAAUUAGGGUACAUACAGAUGCAAAUCGGGGACCUAGAGGGCGCUAAGUGCUCGUUCGCAGAUGUGGAGAAACAGAAAUCGUUGAAUGAGGCAGAAUUGACGAAUAUGGUAAGCAGGAACAAGGCUUUGAUGUACUUAGUGGAGAAGGAUUAUGUCUCUGCUGUGAGGGAGUACGACGAAUGCAUCGAGCGGGAUGCUAUGGAUGCUGUGGCGAUCAACAACAAAGCGAUUUGCUUGAUGUACUUGAGGGACUUAUCGGAUUCAAUAAAGGUGCUGGAGAGUUCGCUCGAGAGGGUGCCCACGGUGGCACUGAAUGAGACCCUCGUGGUGAACCUGUGCAGCAUGUACGAGUUGGCUUACGUUAAUCACUCCGAUAUCAAGAGAACGUUGAACAAUUGGAUUUCGAAAGUUGCCCCUGACGAUUUCGAUUCCUCUUGUACUAGGAUUUGAGGUGCUUCCCGUUUCUCCGCUGCUUGUGCCCUCCUUUCCGGUGUUAUCGAUUGUGUUCUUUCGAACUUGCUUUUGGGUACUACAGGAGCCAGGAGGUAAAUUGUCUUUUUAUUUGGUCGACAUGAUUGUAAAGCUCUGGUCUGACUUCGUUUUAUCAGGUAGUGCUGCGACAUUCUGUAAAUUCUUCAAAAGAUGUUACCACAUUGAGGUAGAUGCCCAGUGCCCAGAUUUGUAGCGAAACCUCGCAGCAUAACGUGAGAAGCAUCUCACGAAUUGAAUGUGCAUCAAUACAAUGACUUGCACAAUCAGAUCGUUUCAAGUUUGUGGCGACGAGCAUUUUUCCUUCUUACAGAAGCGUAUAUAGCUAGACUCUGAUAUGGUAUAAGAGGAAGGCAAUAGGCCGGUGAAGACACUUUGCAAAUAGGGAUGAAAACAAAAGCCGAACCCACGGGUACCCACUCGAUUCAAUCCGGUUGACGCGGGUAAAAUUCGUGUUGACGGAUUUUGGGCUGGGUUUGGAUUUAAACCCGUUCACUAUUUACAGGACUGGGUUGAGUUUGGCUUUAGAAAAACCCGGCCCAUGGGUAUCCGCCCACACCCAUAUGAUUAAUUUUCUCGGCAUAUUUAAUAUUCUAAACAACUAAUCUUAUUUAUCUUUGUGAAGACAUAUCUAAUUUUUUCUUUCUAGUUAUGUAAAAUGAAGUUGAUGUAAUCGAGUGGAGAGUGAAAAACUUAAUUGAAAGGAAGAAUUUGUGAUUUGCUUUCAAUUAAUCAUGUUAUUUAUGGAUAAUUUGUGAUUUGCUUCAAUUUUCUUGAGUUUUCUAGAUUGGUGUUGAACAAUUUGUAUAGUUAAUUUGUGUUUUACUUGAAUUUUCUAUAAUGGUGUUUUAUAUAUGGAUAAUUUGUAUUGAGAGAUUGAUAUUUGACUUUAAUUUGGUAAGAAUUUGUUAUUGUGAAUUUUUUACGACAAAAACCCGUGGGUACCCAUGAACCAGCGAAUACCCAGCGGGUUGGGUUGGGUUUGAGUUUUUCAAACCCAUUGGAUUUUGCCCCGGAUUUUUUUUCACGGAUAAACCCAUGGAUUUGGGUUUGGGUUUGGCAAAACCCGACCCAACCCGACCUAUUGCCAUCCUUGUUUGCAAACUAUUUGAUGACGUGAACUUUUUAUAUAAGGUGAAAUAUAUAUAUUAUUUAACAAUCCUAUAAUCAAAGAUCAAUUUGCUUAUAAGUUGGUAAUCUAGUUGGCUCUUUUGCUUAUAAGUUGGCAAUCUAGUUGGCUCUCUAACUAUAAUGUUGAGAGUUGAUACAUCUCAUGUGCUCUAAAUGUGUUUGCUUAGGAAUUAAACUCAACAAGCCACUGAGCCGAGCUAGUUCAUGAGCUUCGCAAGUUACAGACGAAGUAGCUCAAACUCGACUCGUUAGUAAACUAAUCCAAUUUCAAAUGCAUUUUCCCGAAUUGAAUGUCGAGCCGCUUGCGAGCAUCUAGGUUCAUUUGUAGCGCUAGACACAACCCGUUCCAUUAUUUGUAUACUCUUAUUUUUCUAUAAUUCUUAUUACUGCUUUAAAAUUUAAAUCUUAUAAUCUUUGGGAAAUAAAGCAAGACUGGCCGACACGACAACUCACAUGCUCUUCAGUCUUCACAGAGAAAACCAAAAGAAAAAUCAGAAAAGGCGGGAAAUACAAGGCAUGGUUCUGG
Messenger RNA from Linum trigynum, 5757 nucleotides. Lineage: Eukaryota; Viridiplantae; Streptophyta; Magnoliopsida; Malpighiales; Linaceae. The record is from the annotation of a GenBank genome assembly.